Ciona intestinalis (vase tunicate) is the source of this 2444-nucleotide messenger RNA. RefSeq lists its product as uncharacterized. Gene Ontology annotation, biological process: ERAD pathway; retrograde protein transport, ER to cytosol; endoplasmic reticulum unfolded protein response. Gene Ontology annotation, cellular component: endoplasmic reticulum lumen. Lineage: Eukaryota; Metazoa; Chordata; Ascidiacea; Phlebobranchia; Cionidae. The record is from RefSeq and is a predicted model, not a curated record.
UUGUAUUUUGUUUAUUACUACAUGCUCUUGGUAAACAUGUUGUAACACUAUUCUUGUUUUAACAGCCGUGUAAUAACACCUUGUGGGGAUAUGGUUACCAAAUUAUAUAGUUUAUUGUUGGUAUUCAAUGUUUUAUGUAUUUACGAAAAUACAGCAGAAGCGUUUCUAAAUAUCGAAGAUCUUAAAGACUCAAAUUAUAAUAUUGAGAUUUUAAAGUCACCAAUUUAUAAGGAAAAUUUAAACUCUAAAGAUGGUGUACGUUUGUCAUCUAAAUACGGGCAGGCAUAUUACUGCAAUACAUCCAAGGCACUAGCUGAAGAUAAAAGUGUAGACCUUGUACCUGCUGAUCAUCCAAUACCUUUAAUGUUGGUGUCACUUUCAUCACCAUGUCUUACUACAAUUAAAGGCUGGUGGACUUAUGAGUUUUGCUUUAAUGGCAGAAUUAAGCAAUACCAUAGUGAAGAUGGAGUAGUCAUGGGAGAACCCAUUAGUCUUGGGGAUUUUGAGGCAGAUUAUAAUUGGAAAAAUAAAACAAAUGAUGAUGGAGUAAAACAUUCUGUGUUUAAAAAGAAAGAAAAGAAAUUAGUGUCUUACCAUUCGCAAACUUAUGUUAAUGGUACUAUGUGUGGAUUGCUUAACGCACAGAGGAGUACUGAGGUUCGUUUUUAUUGCGAUAACUCUGUAAUUGAGAGUUACAUUGAGAGAGUGGAUGAACCAUCAACUUGCUCAUACUUGAUUAUAAUUAAAACCCCUUUGAUCUGUGCACACCCUUACACUAAACCUGCAUCUAAAAUAUUAAAAGCAGAUAUCAGUUGCCAACCUAUUAUCCCUAAACCAGUGGCUGGGCUUGAGAAACCUGCAUUGAAUUGGCAUUGGUCAAAUGGUCGAGCAACAAAUUCAAAGGUUUCUCUAAAACAUGCAAGUGAAAAGUUUUCUUUAUUAGAAAUGAAGUUAAAGUUUGUAAAAAAUCUUGCUAUGACUGUUAUACAAAGCUUCAUGAAGCCAGAGAACCUGGUUGAGCUAUCCGGAAAACUCUUGCGAAAAUUGCUUGUUAUUAUUAUGGAGAAGUUCCUGAGCACUGAGAAUCUGCCCACUGCAACAGUGGCCCGCAGUGUGCAGAAGGAUAUUGAGUUGUUUUAUCAGCAGAAGAAGAAUUAUGCGAGGAACUAUUUUUAUGACCCAGUAUUGCUGGGAAACCAAGGUGUCAAGAUAACCUUGAAACAUGUUGACUCCAUGAGCGGAGAGGUGGUGGAUAAUGGGGAUCAGGAUCGGAUGUUGCGGAGCAUGGAAGAUGAUAUAAGUCGGGAGCUAGAGGAUGCAGGGAUCGGAUCAGGAACGAGGUUAGAGGUUCAUCUUAUCUCGAACCAUGAUCUUACCGGAAACGGGAUGAAUAAAGAGGAGAGUCGCCAGUUUCGAGAAGUUCUUCUUGAGGUUUUAGGAGGAUCUCAGUUUGAACAUAAAGAAAAACAAAGAUAUAAUGACCUCAUUGAUAACUACAGUAUGUUGUAUGCUGAUAAAACAAAAGAGUUUUCAAACAUGAACAAGGAUAGAAAUGAUGAUGACACAACAUGAACAAACUAAAGAUAUUUCACUGGGUUGGGGCUUUGAGUCUUUUCUGUAAGCCAUAAUUGCCGUACAAUAAUGAGAUAAUAAUGAACUUUUAUUUUAUUGCUAAAGUGUGUGUAAUAGUAAUACCAUCAUAAAAUGAAUUUGGGUUCUAUAUUUUCAUAAGAAUUAAAUGCAGACUUAUAAUGCCAUAUGAUACAGCAUAAUGUUAAUGGGAUAUGCUUUAUUGUUUUUCGAAAGAUCGGUUUAUUACAACAGGGUCCACACCAUGGGCUGUAUUUGGCCAUGGUGACACACUGUCACUGGUGUAUUUGAAUAAUUGCAUAAACAUAGUGUGUCAAACAUAACGUGUCAUCUGUCAUGCAUGACGUGUCAGGUGUUAAACAAAGCUAGGUAAAUACAUGGUGUGUUAAACAUAGUGUUUCAUGGGCUACAGUAUACAAACAGUUAUCGCAUGUGUUUAUAUUUGAUUCAUACAUUAUUUACCAUGCUGUAUCAAUAUGACUUUAAAUAAUUGUUAGUAGGUAGAAGUGGUGAAUUCAGUUGUUUAGUUUAACUGUUGGAACUGUGGGUUUUAUUGUGUUGGUGUGAUUAUUUUUGUUCUUGUAUAUUUUUAUUUUAUGUGCAAUCAUUCUCCGUGCCUUUUGUGUUUAAGAGAUUUCUUACCCUUGAUGUUCUCGAUGCAUAUUUCUCGUAUAUACAACUUUUAUUGCCUUUUGUUUAAAAUAUUGGUAUUUAAUAAAUGUUUGUAGUCUGAACUUCUUGCUUGUUUAAACGCCAUACUUCCCACCAUAGUGCAGGACAAAUGAUGUUCGCCUUUUUAUCUUCUUUUGCAAAGAAGGUACAUUUCCUGAAUUUAAAGGUUCCUUUUUUUGUAG